This is a messenger RNA of Eremothecium cymbalariae DBVPG#7215, 984 nucleotides long. RefSeq names its product NADHX dehydratase (gene NNR2). Gene Ontology annotation, molecular function: ATP-dependent NAD(P)H-hydrate dehydratase activity. Gene Ontology annotation, biological process: metabolite repair. The transcript has a single exon. NCBI's taxonomy places the organism in Eukaryota, Fungi, Ascomycota, Saccharomycetes, Saccharomycetales, Saccharomycetaceae. Bases 1 to 984 code for a protein of 327 amino acids. The record is from RefSeq and is a predicted model, not a curated record.
AUGACUGUUAACAAGCUCUGUAGACUCACUCACACAGAGCUAAUCCGUGCUGCCUGUACCUGCAUCCCUCCGCUUUCAUCUAACCUACACAAGGGUCAAAGCGGUAGGGUAUGCGUAAUCGGCGGCUGUCCCAGUUACACCGGUGCUCCUUACUUCAGUGCUAACGCUGCAGCUUUAAUGGGUUGCGAUAUGGUUCAUAUAAUUUGCGACAGGAGCGCAGCUGUGCCCAUCAAGAGUUAUUCUCCCAACAUCAUGGUACACCCUUUCCUUGGGGAUAGUACAGUUAUAACGGAGGACAGUCAGGUGAGCCUCAGCGAGAUCAAAUCACUCAUUGAUAGAGUCGACACAGUGGCGGUAGGCCCUGGGUUGGGUCGUGCUCCUGCAAUGCUCUCUGCUGUUCUAGACAUUCUUGGCUACAUUGCCGAGAAGUACCAAGGCCGUUUCCCCGUGGUCCUCGACGCUGACGCCUUGCACCUCAUUGUAAACCCUGAAUAUUCAGACCGUAUGGUCAAAUUACUCCGCAGAUUCCAAUCUGGUAGCGUUAUUAUUACUCCCAAUGUCGUGGAGGCUGGACGCAUAUGCGAGGCUCUCGGACUAUCCAACCCUGACUUAAUAGCCUCCCAUUUACAGUGUGUGACUAUACUAAAGGGGCAAAGAGAUUUGAUAUAUGCUAAUGAAAUGACCCUACCACUUUGUAACGAGACCGUAGGUUCUUUAAAACGCGUAGGUGGCCAGGGCGAUACCCUAACAGGGUGUAUUGCGGCCAUGUUGGCGUAUGCUGCUGCAUCACGGAACAUCCACCACCAUAGUUUUCACCCAUUUCUAACGGACCCAAACACGACAGCCGUCUUAUCAUGUUACAUGGCAAGUACCGUGGUUCGCAUUGCUGCACAGAAGGCCUUUAGCACCCAUGGACGCAGUAUGCAGGCCUCUGACCUAAAUGAUUGUGUCGCUGCCGUUGCUCGAGACAUUCUUCCAAGCUGA